CAGAAGCUGGUCCCUGAGAGUUCACAGGAAGACGUCUUAAGCAGUGGUGCUGAAUGUGACGAACGUCUCCCCAACACAAAGAUGCAAGAGGCUCCUCAGCGCACUGAUGCUGAUCCAGAUGCAGAUACGGGGGAUCCCCCCACCCCACCUCAUAUUUGUGGGGAGUGCCAGAGAUCCUUCAGUGAGUUGGAAGCGCUGAAAGCACACGAGUGCAUCCAAGUUGGAGAGAGUCCACACGGAUGCUCACGAUGCAGCCUCUACUUCAACCGCCUGUGCAACUUGCGUCGCCACGAACGAACCAUCCACUCCAAGGAAAGACCUUACUGCUGUACGCUGUGCUUCAAGUCCUUCACCCAGUCGUCCAGCCUGAAGCGCCACCAGCAGAGCCACGUGCGACGGAAAGCCCGCCGCCAGUGCGCCGCUCUUUCCGACGCGACCAUCUUCCCCUGCCCGCACUGCCCCUUCUCUUUCACCGGGGAGCGUUACCUACACAAGCACAUCCGUCGGCACCACCCGUUGGAGUGCAUCAAGGCGUUGAGCACCGAGGACCCGCUGGGAGACGAUCAACUUCACAACUGCACUCGUUGCUCCAAGAGCUUCCGCUCGCUCAAGGGCUUCAAGUCGCAUAGUUGCGUGCAACAUGGAGAGAAAGUCUAUUUAUGCCCAGACUGUGGAAAGGGUUUCAGCUGGUUCAACAGCCUCAAGCAGCACCAACGCAUCCACACGGGAGAGAAACCCUUCAGCUGCCCGCAGUGCGAGAAGAGCUUCGUGCAUUCGGGCCAGCUGAACGUGCACCUGCGCACACACACCGGCGAGAAGCCCUUCCUGUGUGCAGAGUGCGGCGAGAGCUUCCGGCAGUCGGGGGACCUGAAACGGCACGAGCGAAAGCACACGGGCGUCCGGCCGUGCCAGUGCCUGGAGUGCGGCAAGAGCUUCAGCAGGCCGCAGAGCCUCAGAGCCCACCAGCAGCUCCACAGUGGUCGGAGGAUCUUCAUUUGUACCGAAUGUGGAAAAAGCUUCUCCACCCAGAGCAACCUGAGAUCACACCAGCGAAUUCACACGGGCGAAAAACCGUUUGGUUGUGUGCUCUGCGGCAAGGCUUUCACCCAUAAGCAAAGCCUUAACGAUCAUCACCGUGUACACACUGGAGAACGACCCUUCACUUGUAAAGUCUGUGGGAAAUGCUUUGGGAAAGCGGCGCAUCUCAAAACACACGAAAUUAUUCACACAGGAGAAAAGCCAUUCAGCUGCACCGAGUGCGGGAAGAGCUUCAAUCUUGCACAAAAUCUUGCCAGGCACCAGCAAACUCAUACCGGUCAGAAGGUGUUUACUUGUUUGAUUUGCCAGAAAAGUUUUACUCGUGCUAUAACUUUGAAAACGCACCAGCUUAUCCAUACAGGACAGAAACCCUUCAGGUGCUCCCACUGUGGAAAAAGUUUCCGACAUGCCGUCAACCUGAAAAACCACGAGCGCAUUCACACAGACCUGCGACCGUUUUCGUGCGAUUUGUGCGGCAAGACUUUCCGACAGUCUGUCAAUUUAAAAAUACACAAGCGCAUCCAUACUGGAGAGAAGCCGUUUAGUUGCAAGGAGUGUGGAAAGAGCUUCAGUCAGCAGAGCAGUCUUAUUUCACAUGGUCGCACUCACUCUGGAGAGAAACCAUUUGGUUGCAGUUUCUGUGAGAAGAGGUUCAACAAUACAAACAGUUUGAAGUUACACGAACGGAUCCACACGGGUGAAAAGCCUUAUAGUUGUGAGUAUUGUGGAAAGUGUUUCAGCCAGGGUAGUCAUCUGCGGACACACAAACGACACGUUCACGCUGGAGGGAAGCAGUACAUAUGUGAUAAAUGCGGCAAAAGGUACUCUGAUCCACGAAACCUAAAGCUACACAAAUGUGUGUAUGCUUGACCAUGACACAGUUUGGGGAGGAAGACAUUUCAGAUUGUCACUGAAUGACUCUAUUUGCACUUGACAUUUUGAUGCUUAUCUUCCAACAUAUCCAGAAGCUGACUCAGACAAACAGAAUUGGCAGCUUUAGCACCUAGUAAGGUGCUCUACCAAAACAUAAUGUAGUGUAAUGUCUUGGAAUAGAAUUUGUCAUGUACGCAGGUGAUUAAGAAGCACACAAAGUGUGGUCAGCAUUCAGUCGGUCAAUCGGUUAAGGUUUUUAUUUAUAACAUGUCAUCACUGGCAUGAUUGUGUACUCACUCACAUUCUAAACAAUACUGAAAGCAAUUCUAAAGAAUAUUUAAAGCAGGUUUAGGUCCGUAGUCAUCCAGCAUGGCACAUCAUUAUACAGAAUGAUUAAGCUUUUUUUGAGCUUGAAGGGAAUUCUCUGAAUGACACAGCAGUUAUGAUAUCAAUAGCCUUAGUCUGAUCACUCAUUUUGAUAACACAACUGCAGAACAUUAUAUUUCAACCCACAAACUAUUUGAAAUAUUCUUAACAUUCUAAUAAAAGCAAUUAUCAAGCCAUAGCAUUGCAAAUUAUAACCCUGAUAAAUAAUGGCAGUUCAUUCCAUGACAUACAUAUUGUUUCU
This is a messenger RNA of Chanos chanos (milkfish), 2539 nucleotides long. Its product is annotated as zinc finger protein OZF. The record is from RefSeq and is a predicted model, not a curated record. Gene Ontology annotation, cellular component: nucleus. Gene Ontology annotation, molecular function: DNA-binding transcription activator activity, RNA polymerase II-specific; RNA polymerase II cis-regulatory region sequence-specific DNA binding. Gene Ontology annotation, biological process: regulation of transcription by RNA polymerase II. The transcript has 2 exons. Lineage: Eukaryota; Metazoa; Chordata; Actinopteri; Gonorynchiformes; Chanidae. Bases 82 to 1908 code for a protein of 608 amino acids.